Messenger RNA from Orbicella faveolata, 2055 nucleotides. Its product is annotated as WD repeat-containing protein 89-like. Lineage: Eukaryota; Metazoa; Cnidaria; Anthozoa; Scleractinia; Merulinidae. The record is from RefSeq and is a predicted model, not a curated record. Gene Ontology annotation, molecular function: protein binding.
UUCACUCGUGUUCUCGUUAAAAUGGCGGUCAGUGAAAGUAGUUUUGCGUUCAAGUUCUGACAGUUCUUAUAAAUUGUGCUGACUAUGGUUAGUAUAAAUCUUCAAGCUUCGCCUUUCCCCGGUGGUUUUGACCUUCGUCAUCGUCUCAAGUUAACACAAGAAGGUCUAGAAGAGGAUCUGUGGUACGUUACACAACUCUCGAUAAGCCCCAAACAAGAUGUUUUUGCAGCAGGAGGUCCCCAGGGGUCUAUAAAGCUUUUUAACCUGGAUACACUGCUUUACGUUGGAGAUUUUAAAGCUCAUUCUGCAAAGAUUACAGGUUUGGAGUAUUGUCACACUAAUCAGCAUUGCUUCUGGUCAACGUCAAUUGAUACAUCUCUGAGUUAUUGGGACUCAAGGAGAGCAUUCAAAUCACCUGUUCACAGAAUCUUGAGCCCAAACAACUGUUCUUUUAGCUCUUGUGGUUUGAAUGGUAAUGAUGAAAUCAUAGCAGCUGCUACAGAGCCGUAUGGUGAAGAUGUAUGUCUCUAUCUCUGGGAUGUUAGACAACUUAGCACAGAGAAACUUUUACAGAAUCAUAUGGAAGUAUAUACAGACUCACACCACAGUGAAAUUACACAGAUAAGAUUCAGUCCUGUUCAGACUCACCAAAUGGCUUCUGGUUCCACUGAUGGCUUGAUUUGUUUGUUUGAUGUAUCUAAAGGAAGUGAAGAUGAUGCUUUGGACUCUGUGCUAAAUACAGGUUCCUCUGUGAAUCAGAUUGGCUUCUUUGGACCAACAUCCACUGACCUCUAUUGCCUGACCCAUAUAGAGACACUUCAACUGUGGGACACUGUUGAGGGAAAAAUGACUACUGACUUUACCAACCCCAGGGAAGAAAAUGGGAGUAAAGACCGACUUGAUUACUUCAUUGACUGUAUUUACCACCCAGUGAAAGAUGAAUUGUACUUCGUUGGAGGAACUAACAGGUGCUAACAUUAUAAGUUGAAUUGCUAUAUUUAGCAAAUGCAUUCCAUGUUGCCAAGCGUCUGUUCAGUAAUAGAUCACAGAUGAUGUCAAAAUGUGGUAAGAACAAAAACGUGGCACACGAGGCGACAGGCAAGUGUGUAACUGAUGUUCUUGCCACAGUUUGACGUUUCCUGUGAUCUAUUACUGAGCAGGUGCACGAAAACAUGGAAUGUACAGUUCCAACCCUAUUAAACGGCCACCCUCGGGGAAAUGGGUAGUGGCCGCUUAAAGGGGGCUGGCAGCUUAAUAGAGGUAAAAACAAUAGAAAAACCCUCAUCGGUACUUUGACCACUGGACGCCUAAUGAAGGUGGCUGUUUAAUAGGUGGCCACCUAAUAGGGGUUCAACUGUACUUGUUUUACGUCGUAAAGAAACAAACAAACAAAAAAAGAAUGUUAAUGACUUCAUCUAUACGUCUGUCCUCCAAAAGACACAUCAUAAGUUAGAACCAAUCAGUAGUCAUAGUAGUCAUUGUACAGGCAGAGGAGGAUUAAGCUAAAAGAGAAGACCGAAAAUUCAUCAAGUUUGAUUUUUGAACGGAGGUAAGUUACACGAUGGUUGUCCAGAACACAAAGCAACAGAUGAUCCAAUUGGCAGUGGUUGGGGCUUUCAUUUGCUGUGAAAUAGAUCGACUGGGAAUUGACUGCACGAAAUGACCCAGACUGCUUCAUACAGAGUGCGGUAUUCGAUUGAUAUCUCGAAAACUAUUACGUUUUCUCAUCAAUUUUUCUUUUUUUUUUUUUAAUCUCGGUCAACAGUUUGUAACUGUUUUAUUGUUCCGCUGGCCAUUCAGAUCUAGUGAACUUUUUGUGCUCCAACCAAUCAGGUGUAGAAGAUGGACGAAACCAAUUCUGACUUGCCCACACGUCUUUUCCAGCCUCGUGAUGGCUGUCAAUUCUCAUUCUUUUGAAUGUUUCAUCGGGAAAUUUGAGGAUGCAAUGAGUGGCUGAACUUAUUCGACCACGUGUUCUCAAUCUGGUUAUAGUUUUAAAGCGGUUUUCAAUCGCGUGUCGUAAAACCAAAACCAAAGUAAUCACUCUAACCAAUC